Molecule: messenger RNA, 4938 nt
Organism: Pogoniulus pusillus (Red-fronted tinkerbird)
Lineage: Eukaryota; Metazoa; Chordata; Aves; Piciformes; Lybiidae
Gene: TECPR1
Product: tectonin beta-propeller repeat containing 1
Exons: 25
Coding region: 102-3713 (1203 amino acids)
Biological process (GO): autophagosome maturation
Cellular component (GO): lysosomal membrane; autophagosome membrane
Molecular function (GO): phosphatidylinositol-3-phosphate binding
Source: RefSeq, a predicted model, not a curated record
CCGCUCCUUGCCUGCGCGCCGCUGCGGAGCCGUGCUGACCGACAGCGGAUCAUCUGUCCGCCAGAAGCGGCAAAGAGAGGCGCGGCCGUCGGCAGGCAGAUAUGGCCAUGCCCAGUUCCCUUUUGUGGGCUGUUGACAUUUUUGGGAGGGUUUACACUCUAUCCACUGUCGGCCAGUACUGGGAGCUGUGUAAGGACACACAGCUGGAAUUCAAACGGAUUUCUGCUGUCAAGCAGUGCUGCUGGGGAAUAGCUUGUGACCAUCAUGUGUACACCUACGUGUUCCCAGGGGAUGUUCCCAUCAGAUACCAAGAAGAAACAUAUGAGAAUCAGCGCUGGAAUCCAGUUGGUGGCUUCUGUGAGAAAUUACUGCCCAGUGACCGCUGGCAGUGGAGUGAUGUGAGCGGGCUAAAACAUCAGCAGCUCGAUAGUUUCACACUGCCUUCACCACACUGGGAGUGGGAGUCUGACUGGUAUGUGGAUGAAAAUAUUGGAGGGGAACCAACAGAGAAAGGGGGCUGGACUUAUGCCAUAGACUUCCCCAGCACCUACACAAAGGAUAAGAAGUGGAAUUCUUGUGUCAGACGCAGGAGGUGGAUCAGAUACAGGAGAUACAAAUCACGGGACAUGUGGGCAAAGAUUGUAUCCCAUCAUGAGCCAGAUCAGCUGCCAGACCCUUUCAAUGACAUCUCCAUUGGAGGAUGGGAGAUCACCGAUGAACCUCUUGGCCGUUUAUCAGUGUGGGCAGUGUCUUUACAAGGAAGGGUGUGGUACAGAGAAAAUGUCUGCCAUCACAAUCCAGAAGGUUCCCUGUGGUCCUUAAUCACCACUCCUGGGGAAGUUGUACAGAUCAGCUGUGGACCAUACGACCUCCUUUGGGCCACUCUUUGGGAAGGACAAGCUAUUGUGAGGGAAGGAAUUGACAGGAAUAACCCUCAAGGUAUUUCCUGGAGUAUUGUGGAGUCUCCAAGCUCUGAAAAUGGGAUUAUGCACGUCUCUGUGGGUGUUGAUGUAGUGUGGUGCGUCACAAAGGACAGAAAAGUGUGGUUUAGAAGAGGAGUGAACUCACAUAAUCCUUGUGGAACAAGCUGGAUUGAAAUGGUUGGAGAAAUGAUGAUGGUGACCGUAGGCUUAAAUAACCAGGUCUGGGGAAUCGGCUGCGAUGACAGAGCACUUUAUUUCCGCCAAGGUGUCACACCAAGUGAGCUCAGUGGGAAGACAUGGAAGGCAAUUGUGUCUGGCAGAGAAAGUGACAGAUCUCAAACUGGGAGCUCAACAAGUCUGCUCAGCGCUGGCUGUUUCUUUACUGAUGAUAUCCAGAACCAAACAAAUGCAAUCGUUCAGGGUGAUGCAGAUACUUCCUCUGAUACAGAGCUUCCAAGUGUACCCAAGAGCCUUGCCAACACCCCCACCGUGGGAGCUGCAGCCAGCAGCAGCAGUAACAGCACAGACAACCAGGCAGCAGUACAUGCACAACUGACUGUGGAUCCUCUGGACUCUGAUCAGGGAGAAGCCCCUGUUGCUUUGCCUAAUGAUGAGAAAGCUAAUCUCGAAAUGCAUAAAGCUUCUGCAAGCCCAAAUCCUUCUGCAGAACUGCAGUGGACAAACAUUGACUUGAAGGAGGUCCAAAAGCAUCCAGUCCUCUCUGUCAGCACCUUUGCAGAAACAUCCAGCCUGUCUUCCCUUGGCAUGUUCUCAGUGGGAGCUGAAGAGCAGUACGGAGCAGAUGAGCACCCACUGUGGGCCUGGGUGUCUGGGGGAGGCUGUCUUGUAGAUCUGCACAGCCCACUGAAAUGGUUCACUGUUCCAUCAGGUCUGUCGUCCUCUGUGCAGUCUCUGUCUCUGUCAAUCACUCCAGCACAGACAGCAGCGUGGCGAAAGCAGAUUUUUCAGCAGCUCAGUGAAAGGACCAAGAGGGAACUGGAGAAUUUCAGGCACUAUGAACAGGCUAUUGAGCAGUCAGUCUGGGUUAAAACUGGGACCUUGCAAUGGUGGAGGAAUUGGAAGCCUCACAAAUGGAUGGACGUUCGAGUUGCGCUCGAGCAGUUCACCGGGAGCGAUGGAAUGCGUGACAGCAUCCUGUUCAUCUACUACAUGUACCACGAGGAGAAGAAGUAUAUCCAUGUGUUCCUGAAUGAAGUCACUAUCAUCGUUGAAAUUCUGAAUGAAGCCAAACACUCCUUUGCACUGUAUACACCUGAAAGGACGAAGCAACGAUGGCCCAUCCGCCUGGCAGCCACAACAGAGCAAGAAAUGCAGGACUGGCUGUCUUUGCUGAACAUGUCCUGUUGUGAAAGCAGACGGAUUCAAGGUCCUCCUUCUCACCAUGCCAUUUGGUCAGUUACUUGUAAAGGAGACAUCUUUGUUAGUGAGCCAAGUCCUGAACUGGAGGCUGGACCGCAGCUGGCACCGUGUGACCAAAUGUUUUGGCGUCAAGUUGGAGGUCAUCUUCGACUGAUAGAGUGCAAUAACCGAGGCAUAGUGUGGGGCAUAGGAUACGAUCACACAGCUUGGGUUUACACUGGUGGAUACGGAGGUGGCUUCAUUCAAGGACUGGGCAGUAGUGCUGAUAACAUCUACACGCAAUCAGAUGUGAAAUGUGUUUACAUCUAUGAAAACCAACGGUGGAACCCAGUCACUGGAUACAGCAGCAGAGGUCUGCCCACGGACAGAUACAUGUGGAGUGAUGCAUCUGGCCUGCAGGAAUGUACCAAAGCCAAUACCAAGCCUCCUUCUCCACAGUGGUCUUGGGUAUCCGAUUGGUACAUUGAUUUUAAUACCUCAGGUGGAACAGAUCGGGAAGGCUGGCAGUAUGCAGCAGACUUUCCAGCGUCCUACCAUGGUCACAAGACAAUGAAAGACUUUGUCCGACGGAGGCGCUGGGCAAGAAAAUGUAAGAUUGUCACCAACGGACCAUGGCUGGAAGUGCCUCCAAUUACCCUGUGGGACAUCUCCAUCAUUCCCAGUUCAGAUGCAGAUGAUGAAGAAGCAGUAGCACUGUGGGCAAUCAGUGACAAAGGAGACGUGCUCUGCAGGCUUGGAGUGACACAGCAAAGCCCAGCUGGAACAUCCUGGCUGCACGUGGGAACAGACCAGCCCUUCAUUUCCAUCUCAAUCGGAGCCUUUUAUCAAGUGUGGGCUAUUGCCAGAGAUGGUUCUGCUUUCUAUCGGGGUUCAGUGUCUCCAAAAAAACCUGCAGGUGACUGCUGGUACCACAUUCCUUCACCUCAGAAACAAAAGCUAAAACAAGUCUCAGUGGGCCGAACGUCUGUGUUUGUGUUGGACAAAAAUGGCAAUCUUUGGUACAGGCAAGGCAUCACACCCAGCUACCCUCAAGGCUCUACUUGGGAUCAUGUCUCAAAUAACAUCCGUAAAAUGUCUGUAGGGCCCCUGGACCAGGUCUGGGUGAUAGCUGACAAAGUGCAAGGAAGUCAUAGUUUGAGCUGUGGGACCGUCUGCCAUCGGAUUGGUGUUCAGCCAAUGGAACCUAAGGGCCUCUCAUGGGAUUAUGGUAUUGGGGGUGGAUGGGAGCACAUUACAGUCAGAGGAAAUGCAACUGAAGCAGCUAGGGCCACUGCACGUGACACUUCAGAGGAAAACCUUGAAAUAUCAAAGGGUGGAGAAGAUGAGAGUAAAGGGAAAACAGAACACUCUAAAACCUCUCUGAUGGUCAGUGAAAGUCAAGAAUUGGACAGAAAUGCUGUUAGUUGUUAAGGUGUCAUUGUCUACAUGUUGCAAACAAGCAGUAGUCAGUCUAAUUUACAAAGAAUCUAAGUAUUUAUUGCCUGGAGAAAAAAAAAUGACCUUUUUUGUGCUACUACUAUAUUUUACUGUACUGAAUUUUGCAGUGAGGGAUUUUGAAUACCGAUUUCUCCUACAACAUCACGUGUAAAAUGUGACUUGGUGUGCAGCUAGUAGUUUUGUCAAAGCAGGCAAGCUUUUUAGCACAGUGUAUUCCCUGGCCCUUUGCCAUAGCUGCUACACAGUCAUACAAAUGUGAAUAUUUUUGCAGAUGGUCAUUUUUUUAUGAAUACUGCAGUUCCCUUCCCUAUGUUUCUCUCUUAUUCACAUACCUUGCAACUACAAAUCCUUUAGAUUUGUAUUUGAGCAGCAAUGCUGAUGUCAUUUAAAUGAAUUACAGGUGUUCAGUGAUCUGCACUGCAAACAUAACUCGUCCUGAGUCUUCAAGAUUCUGAUUUGGUAGGAAUGCAAACCAACUUCACUGAUAGCAGUGGAGUUUGCCAACAUACACUUCUGUGUGUUCAGAAGGAAGCUCUGUUCUUUGUGUUAAGUGAUUGAUUUGUUCCUUCUUCCAACACUAAACCACUUUUUUAUUCUCAAAAAAAAACCACCCUAUUUUCCUCUUGGUUAUCACCAUUUGUCCAUGAUGUGAAACGUUUAUUUGAAAUCCAGUCCUUAGGAAGCACUGAAGAAAAGCUUUUUCUGCCAAUGGCUUCAGGAAGGCAUCGUGGUUUUCCUCUGGCAAGAGUUUACAAUCAUUUCUCCUCUCUGUCUGUGACUAUUUAUGGAGUUAUUUUUAUACGACCAGCAGUGUGGUGUGGUCUCAGUACUGUAUUUGUAGAAGUGAAAUUUCUGUUUGCACGUAUUUAAAGAGUAAUAUUUGGUAUUUUGAUGCCAAGGGAAGCACUGUUUCCAUGUCCAAAUGUGAAUGAAGAUUCAAGAUUCUUUACUGUUUAAAAGAAUCCCUGUUGAUCCUUCCAGUAUGUGAUUACAGAUUUCUUUAUCCAGAUCUUGUGGGAGUACUACAAAUAACGUUUGCAUUGAUUACUGUAAUAGGUUUUGCAUAACUUGCACAGUCCUUUGUCCAAAUAAAUGUAUUUUAGAGAAUUGUCACAUGUAUUUUAGAGAAUUAUUAAGACUGUAUUUUCCCUGCAUUGUAUCAAAAGGAUUCUUCUUUUCAUAGUCAGUGUUUACAUAU